This is a messenger RNA of Metarhizium album ARSEF 1941, 1437 nucleotides long. RefSeq names its product mercuric reductase. Bases 1 to 1437 code for a protein of 478 amino acids. Gene Ontology annotation, molecular function: flavin adenine dinucleotide binding; oxidoreductase activity. The transcript has a single exon. NCBI's taxonomy places the organism in Eukaryota, Fungi, Ascomycota, Sordariomycetes, Hypocreales, Clavicipitaceae. The record is from RefSeq and is a predicted model, not a curated record.
AUGUCUACGCACUAUGAUGCCGUAGUCAUUGGCUCCGGUCAAGGCGGGACGCCUCUCAGCAUGGCAUUCGCUCGAGCCAAGAAGAAGACGGCGCUGGUCGAGAGCACUCAUGUCGGCGGCUGCUGUGUGAACGAAGGCUGCACGCCGACCAAGACCAUGAUUGCCUCUGGCCGAGCAGCCCAUUUGGCCAGACGAGGGCCGGAAUACGGCGUGGUGGGUGCCCCGUCCGACGCCCUUCGCGUCAGCAUGCAAAGGGUGCGGCAGCGCAAGCGCGACAUUGUCGAUGGCUUUCGCUCCAGCAGUGAAGCCAGGCUUCGCGACGCCGGCGUCGACGUCAUCAUGGGCUCUGCCAGCUUUCGGGACGAGAAGACGAUCAAUGUUAGCGGCCUGGACGGUGCCGAAAAAACCCUUGCCGCUGAUCAAAUCUUCAUCUGCACGGGCGAGCGGCCCGCGACUCCGAGCUUGGAUGGCUUCCAUGCGGCCGCGUUCCCCCCGGGCACCCUUCUCGACUCGACUUCUAUUCAAGAACUCGACCUGGUUCCAUCCCACCUCGUCGUGGUCGGAGGUGGCUACGUCGGUCUUGAAUUCGGCCAGCUCUUCCGGCGACUAGGCGCCGAGGUGACCAUUGUUCAGCGCAACUCCCAGCUGCUUCCUCGGGAAGAUGCCGACGUGGCUGGGAAGAUGCUUGAGAUUUUGAAGCAGGACGGCAUACAGGUUCUUCUCAAGACAUCCCCUACAGCCUUCCACGCCUCGGGCGAUGACGACCUUGCCAGGGCUGUUGUCGUCGCCGUCUCUGGCCCGCAUGGCGCGUCGGAGCUCACGGCAUCUCAUGUCCUAUUCGCCGCGGGCCGCGUGCCCAACACAGACACGCUCAAUCUCGAGGCAGCUCUAGUAAAGACCACAGCUCGCGGUCACAUCUCAGUCGACCAGACCUUGCAAACUUCCAAUCCGCAUGUGUGGGCACUCGGCGAUGUCAAAGGGCCGCCGGCCUUCACGCACGUCUCCUAUGACGACUUCCGCCUGCUGCGAGCCAACUUGCUCGAGAAGGACUCCCAUCCCGCAGCCAUCACUACUGUAGAUCGUAUUUUGCCUUAUGUCGUCUACACGGACCCGCAGCUCGCCCAUGUCGGCCUGCAUGAACACGAGGCGCGAGCAAAGUUUCCCGAUGCCAAGGUCCAGGUAGCAACUAUGCCCAUGGCACAUGUCGCGCGAGCUUUAGAGACCGAUGAGUCAAGGGGCAUGAUGAAAGCUGUCGUCGAUGCCGACACACAAAGGAUCUUGGGAUUUUCGUGCCUUGGAUUGGAGGGCGGAGAGGUUAUGAGCGUGGUGCAGAUGGCCAUGAUCGCAGGCAGCAAGUGGACAGCAUUGAGAGACGCUGUCUGGGCUCAUCCAUCCCUUGCGGAGAGUUUGAACAACAUUUGGGGCUCGUUGCGGUAG